This is a messenger RNA of Acanthamoeba castellanii str. Neff, 957 nucleotides long. RefSeq lists its product as uncharacterized. Lineage: Eukaryota; Discosea; Longamoebia; Acanthamoebidae. The coding region runs from base 1 to 957 and encodes 318 amino acids. The record is from RefSeq and is a predicted model, not a curated record. The transcript has 8 exons.
AUGCAGGUGAAGACAGGACGACCCGUGUUCAAGACCAGCAAGAAGCCCUACUCCACCAUAUUCGUGCACAGCCACUCCCACACGGGCGGCCUCCUCGAUCCCCAGCACAACGCCAUCCCCGCCGACCAGGCGCAUGACGCCAACGCCAUCCUGCUGGGCGGGCAACGGGACAUCCUGAUAACGUCCCUCCCCGUAGAAUCCUCCUACCUCAGCUAUUGGACGGAUGUGCUCAAACUGUCGCGGCCGCUCAUCUACAACUUGCCCCCCGCCCGCUUCAAGGGCACCCUCCUCGACUCCCUGCUGGAGAGCUUGGACGACUUUGUGGACUUUGUGAAGGAGAAGAAGGCCAAGGGCGUGCUCAAGGACACCCUCGUCCUCUCCGUCUUCGAGGCCGAGGAGAAGGACAAGGAGCUCCUCACCCGCCUACAGAACGCGGGCGUGGGCAAGGUGAUCUCCGAGUGCAACUACGACCAGCUCGGCCUGGGCACCAAGACCACCUGGCGCACCUUCUGCGCGUCCAACGGAAUCCCGCAGCUUCCGGGGGGCAUCUUCCGCACGGCCAAGGAGGCUCUGGACUUCACCCGCCACGAGCUCGCGCGCCGCCACGCUGUCGUGCUCAAGUCGCCCCACGGCAUCGCUCAGCCGCGCGCCCACCAAGUGGCCGUUGUCGCCGUUGCGCUCGAGCAGCCUCUCAAAGCUCGGCAGCUGCGCCGGCAGGGUCUCCCCGACCAGCUUCUGCUUGGCCUCGGCCUGUUGGUCGGCCGGCGUGCCAAAGAUGACCUUGGCGAUGGCCGUGAACGUGUCGGCCACGCCUUCGUUGGCCUGGUCGAUCAGGGCCGCCUCGUGGGGGCUGGCCCCGUUGUAGCCGUGCUUGCGGGCCAGGUGGCGCGCGAUGGCCGAGCUCUGGACCAGGGUCAGGCCAUCGGGCUCCUCUUGGUGACCGGCACGAAGUCGUAG